This is a messenger RNA of Closterium sp. NIES-65, 1773 nucleotides long. The record is from the annotation of a GenBank genome assembly. NCBI's taxonomy places the organism in Eukaryota, Viridiplantae, Streptophyta, Zygnematophyceae, Desmidiales, Closteriaceae.
CUAUCAAUCAUCCCGCCCCAUUCUCUCGCUUUCCAUCACCCCGCCCCAUUCUCCCGCUUUCCAUCACCCCGCCCCAUUCUCCUGCUUUCCAUAACCCCGCCCCAUUCUCCCGCUUUCUAUCACCCCGCCCCAUUCUCCCGCUAUCAAUCACCCCGCCCCAUUCUCCCGCUUUCCAUCACCCCGCCCCAUUCUCCCGCUUUCCAUCACCCCGCCCUUUUCUCCCGCUUUCCAUCACCCCGCCCUUUUCUCCCGCUUUCCAUCACCCCGCCCCAUUCUCCCGUUUUCCAUCUCCCCGCCCCAUCUCCCGCUUUCCAUCACCCCGCCCCAUUCUCCCGCUUUCUAUCACCCCGCCCCAUUCUCCCGCUUUCAAUCACCCCGCCCCAUUCUCCCGCUUUCCAUCACCCCGCCCCAUUCUCCCGCUUUCUGUCACCCCGCCCCAUUCUCCCGCUUUCUGUCACCCCGCCCCAUUCUCCCUCCUUCCAUCACCCCGCCCCAUCCUCCCUCCUUUCAUCACCCUGCCCCAUUCACCCGCUUUCCAUCACCCCGCCCCAUCCUCCCUCCUUCCAUCACCCUGCCCCAUUCUCCCGCUUUCCAUCACCCCGCCCCAUUCUCCCGCUUUCCAUCACCCCGCCCCAUUCUCCUGCUUUCCAACACCUCGCCCCAUUCUCCCGCUUUCCAUCACCCCGCCUCAUUCUCCCGUUUUCCAUCUCCCCGCCCCAUUCUCCCGCUUUCCAUCACCCCGCCCCAUUCUCCCGCUUUCCAUCACCCCGCCCCAUUCUCCCGCUUUCAAUCACCCCGCCCCAUUCUCCCGCUUUCCAUCACCCCGCCCCAUUCUCCCGCUUUCUGUCACCCCUCCCUAUUCUCCCGCUUUCUGUCACUGCGCCCCAUUCUCCCUCCUUCCAUGACUCUGCCCCAUCCCCCCUCCUUCCAUCACCCCGCCCCAUCCUCCCUCCUUCCAUCACCCUGCCCCAUUCACCCGCUUUCCAUCACCCUGCCCCAUUCACCCGCUUUCCAUCACCCCGCCCCAUUCUCCCGCUUUCCAUCACCCCGCCCCAUUCUCCCGCUUUCCAUCACCCCGCCCCAUUCUCCUGCUUUCCAUCACCUCGCCCCAUUCUCCCGCUAUCAAUCACCCCGCCCCAUUCUCCCGCUUUCCAUCACCCCGCCCCAUUCUCCCGCUUUCCAUCACCCCGCCCCAUUCUCCCGCUUUCCAUCACCCUGCCCCAUUCUCCCGCUUUCCAUCACCCCGCCCCAUUCUCCCGCUUUCCAUCACCCCGCCCCAUUCUCCCGCUUUCCAUCACCCCGCCCCAUUCUCCCGCUUUCCAUAACCCCGCCAUAUUCUCCCGCUAUCAAUCACCCCGCCCCAUUCUCCCGCUUUCCAUCACCCCGCCCCAUUCUCCUGCUUUCCAUUACCCCGCCCCAUUCUCCCGCUUUCAAUCACCCCGCCCCAUUCUCCCGCUUUCAAUCACCCCGCCCCUUUCUCCCGCUUUCCAUCACCCCGCCCCAUUCUCCCGCUUUCCAUCACACCGCCCCAUUCUCUCGCUUUCCAUCACCCCGCCCCAUUCUCCCUCCUUCCAUCACCUCGCCCCAUUCUCCCGCUUUCCAUCACCCCGCCCCAUUCUCCCGCUUUCCAUCACCCCGCCCCAUUCUCCCGCUUUCCAUCACCCCGCCCCAUUCUUCCACUUUCCAUCACCCCGCCCCAUUCUCCCGCUUUUUAUCACCCCGCCCCAUUCUUCUGCUUUUCAUCACCCCGCCCCAUUCUCCCGCUUUCCAUAA